AUGCCGAGAUAUUGGACGUCGUCAAACGCGCUCUUCUCUAGUAGUGCACCGCAAGGCAAUUUAUCUGCAGCAAAUCCUGAAAGCCUCUCGGCCAAUGCGGUUAUGGUUUCAUUCACCCGAGGCUUAAUAAUCUCGGCUCCUCCGCGAUCCAUUGACAGCGCGGUUGACCAGCAGUCCCGCCACUGCCGCCUUGGUGACGAGCCAUUUGUUACUGCUUCCGCGUUUAUCGAUUAUCGUCUCCACUGCCGCGGCGCCUGCGGCCGCCUCCACGGGGCCAACCUGUGCGUCGCCGAGAUGUGCGCCUACCUGCCGAUCUGCGGCUCCAUCUUCGAGCUCGCGAGCCGCUUCGUCGACCCAGCCCUCGGCUUUGCCAUGGGCUGGACAUACUUCUUCGCCGGCCUCAUGCUCGUUUGCACCGAGUACUCUGCUAUCGCCACCGUCAUCCGGUACUGGGACUCCAGCACGAAUCCCGCCGCGUGGAUCGCCGUUGCCAUGUUCUCGUGCAUCAUUGCCAACGUGGUUGCCGUCAAGUGGUACGGCGAGGCCGAGUUCAUCAUGGCGUCCACAAAAAAAAAGGCAGUGGACCGGCUGAACGCAUUGUGUAUGUAUCCUGGAGGCAAUAUUGUUGGAGGGGAAAAGGGAGGGCCUGUGUUACGCAUUCCUGAGCGACGUAGACGCCGAGGAAAAGCCCCACUCCGAGGCAAGCAGCUUCUGCAAAGCGCGCUGGUUCACCCGCGGAUGGACGCUCCAAGAGCUUAUCGCGUUGGCAGUGGAGCCAACCCCGGCGCCAUGCAGUUGAGCGAUUCAUGCGAGAAAACGGGAGUACAUUGA
Messenger RNA from Gaeumannomyces tritici R3-111a-1, 831 nucleotides. RefSeq lists its product as hypothetical. Gene Ontology annotation, biological process: amino acid transmembrane transport. The transcript has 4 exons. The record is from RefSeq and is a predicted model, not a curated record. Gene Ontology annotation, cellular component: membrane. Gene Ontology annotation, molecular function: amino acid transmembrane transporter activity. Lineage: Eukaryota; Fungi; Ascomycota; Sordariomycetes; Magnaporthales; Magnaporthaceae. Bases 1 to 831 code for a protein of 276 amino acids.